Messenger RNA from Folsomia candida, 1790 nucleotides. RefSeq lists its product as uncharacterized. The transcript has 5 exons. The record is from RefSeq and is a predicted model, not a curated record. NCBI's taxonomy places the organism in Eukaryota, Metazoa, Arthropoda, Collembola, Entomobryomorpha, Isotomidae. Bases 185 to 1657 code for a protein of 490 amino acids.
UAAAGAUGUGUAAAUGGUCUGAAAAAUCUUAACAGUAAAGUUUCAACUUCAACUAAAUACGUAUACGUACGUAUCCAAUUUCAUAGAACGGCAGAUCCAUUAAAAACAUAGUGUCGAAUAUAAAUUCUGCCAAAUAUUCAAAUACAUAAUACAUACGUAUUUGAGAUACAUAUUUCCACCUAAAAUGUCAAUUUCCAUCGCUUUGGAAAACCAUUUGAUUUUUGCCCGGAUCGCCACCCACAUGCCCACCCGGGACUUGAAGGAGACCCGAUUGGUGUCCAAAUUAUGGGAAAAUGAGGCCAACCUGAUCCUCCGAAAAAGGACGAAAUUCUCAUACAUAGCGUAUCAUAAAUCCAACUUAAUCUCACCCUUUCCUUCAGUGAACGUUAAACUACUACCCGCCAUUUCCGUCGGCUACAGCCCCUGCCAUCAAAUUGAAGAUAUGCGCGGGAAGGAUCCCUCUUUUCGCCAGGGUUUCGUAGAAUUCGCAUUAAAAAACGGGGAACACAUCGAACAGUUUUAUUUCCACAUGGCGGACGUUUUCUACUCCGCGAUGACCGUGCUUCUAGGCGGGAUAGAAUUUCAGAAGUUGACCCGAUUGGAAAUUCGGAUUUGUAAGACAGACGACCCGCAAUUUCCUUUCUCCGAAGUUCCCGGCCAGUUUAACAUGCCUAAUUUGAAGCAAUUUCGGAUAGUGAAUAAUAUUUAUGUAAAGAGCCAUAUGGGGUAUCAAGCGAUGGCUUGCGGAAUUUUGAAACAGGCGGGGAAAUUGGAAAGGUUGAAUAUAUUUGAUGUUGGUACCAUAUUCUUCCCAGAUUUGUCCGGUUGCCGGAGACUUGUAUAUUUCCGGUGGGACUUUAACCCUUUCAAGGCUCGGAGGACGUAUCGGGAUCCGUGCCAACUGUGUGACAAUUUCGGUCAAAAAUUUACGCAAGUGCUGGCCCAGGUUUCCGAAAGUUUGCAAAAUUUCAUAUUCGGACUGAAUGAAAUGACCACAGAUAUUCGGAGAGUACAGAUUUGGAGAAUGUUCCCGAACUUGAAAAAAUUGACGGUCCGGCUUUACGGGGAGAUGGAGACCCCCACGCAGAUGACGCAAUGGAAAGAAUUCUUCCAAAAUAUGCGCACAUGUGCGUGGCACGUGGUGCAGAUAACGAUGCACAUCCACAUGAGGUGUAGUUUCUCCGAGUUGAUGGAAGCCAUGGGGGGCACGGAAGAAGAAGGCGAAGGGGGCAAUUGUGCAAGCGGAAUGGAAGAAGAUUCUAGCCACUCUGGAACCGAAUUGCCACAAAUCCCGUCAUUUGUGGAUGUGGAGACGCAAAACGUAAGAGUAAUAAGCUUCCUACGGUCAAAAAGAUGGACGGACCCAGGAUGCCGAAAAUUUGAGAAGGUUUUAAAACUAUGGCAGCCUAACUUGUCGAUCGAAGAGUUUGAGGCGAGUUACAUAUGCGUGUUUAUUGAAUACAGUAAAUGCCCUAUUCAUAACCGGGUCUUCAACCCAAGCUGUCGAAAUUUAGUAACCGGGUCGAAUUUAUUCGAAGUUCAACGCUGCAUUGAUUGUAUCCUUCCCAGUUUGCGGAUGACUCCACCCUAUCAAUCCCACCCCUUCUACUCGACCAUGUCUAAUCCACCCCACCAUUUCAACCCCGAGGAUGAUUAGGGGUAGAAUGGACAGGGGUUGAGUGAAUUUGCUCGGGGGGAAUUUGCAUGGGGGUGGGAUCAUCAUCCUGAUUCCUGGUGGAAAUGAUGGGAUAGAUUACGCGAGUGGGAGUUGAUGGGGUGGAAUUUAUCGG